This is a messenger RNA of Arabidopsis lyrata subsp. lyrata, 906 nucleotides long. RefSeq names its product trimethylguanosine synthase. The coding region runs from base 39 to 740 and encodes 233 amino acids. NCBI's taxonomy places the organism in Eukaryota, Viridiplantae, Streptophyta, Magnoliopsida, Brassicales, Brassicaceae. The transcript is spliced from 6 exons. Gene Ontology annotation, cellular component: nucleus. Gene Ontology annotation, biological process: 7-methylguanosine cap hypermethylation; 7-methylguanosine RNA capping. The record is from RefSeq and is a predicted model, not a curated record. Gene Ontology annotation, molecular function: RNA cap trimethylguanosine synthase activity.
UACACGAGUUGACUCUUUUGACUCACGAGUCACACACCAUGACGAGAUCGAUGAAGCUCAAGAAACGAUCGCGCUUGAAGAAAGGAAUAAAAUCAACGAUAAAGAAAGAAAAUGGUUCGAGUCAUAAGAUCACUAAAUACUGGAUUCAACGAUACCAUCUCUUCUCAAGAUAUGACCAAGGUAUCGAAUUGGAUGAAGAAGGAUGGUACUCUGUGACUCCUGAAGUAAUCGCAAUCAAACAAGCUCAGAGAUGUCGUGGUAAAGUGGUCAUUGAUUGUUUCUCAGGCGUUGGUGGUAACACUAUUCAAUUUGCUAAAGUAUGUUCUUCUGUUGUUGCUAUUGACAUUGAUCCGGUGAAAGUUGAAUUGGCGAUGAACAAUGCAAUGGUUUAUGGAGUUGCUAAUCGUGUUGAUUUUGUCAUUGGUGAUUUCAUCCAGUUAGCUCCAUCUCUUAAAGGAGAUGUAGUGUUUCUUUCACCACCAUGGGGAGGACCGAUGUAUAGAGAUGUUGAGAGUUACAAGUUGGACAUGCUUCAACCAAGAGACGGGUACUCAUUGUUUCAGAUUGCUCAGUCCAUUACGCCUAACAUCAUUAUGUUUCUACCGCGAAAUGUUGAUUUAGCGCAAGUGGAAGAACUAGCUUGGCUCUCAUCGCCUCCGCUAACUCUUGAGAUAGAAGAAAACUUUGUUGGAGGAAGAAUGAAAGCUGUAACAGCUUAUUUUAGUUGCAAUGCAGUUUAGUUGAGAAAUAGGAACCCUUGCAUCAAGGGAACUGUCUUUUAGCAUCAAGCAAUAGAGGAACUGAGAAUUGACUCUUAUCAUUCACUAUCUGUUCUUACAAUUUUUAAUUUCUUGAAAAGAUUUUUUAUUCUACUUCCAACAAAGACACAAAACUGUCAUUCGAAUU